This is a messenger RNA of Monomorium pharaonis (pharaoh ant), 1470 nucleotides long. Its product is annotated as trichohyalin-like. The coding region runs from base 1 to 1470 and encodes 489 amino acids. Lineage: Eukaryota; Metazoa; Arthropoda; Insecta; Hymenoptera; Formicidae. The transcript is spliced from 3 exons. The record is from RefSeq and is a predicted model, not a curated record.
AUGGUGGCGAAAAAGGGAAUUCAUGCCGGGAGCGGAUACAAAGAAAGAGGUGUGAGAACGGUAAAAGAAAAAGAGAUGGACAUGAGUAGGGAGAUGAGAGAGGAGUUGGCAGGGAUAAAAGAGGAGCUAAGAGGAAUCAAGGAAGGGGUAGCAGAGCUUGUCAGGGUAUGCAGGAAUUGGCGCAAAGAAGAGGAGACGGUCAAGAAAAGAGAGGAACAGAGAAGGGGAGAAUGGAGGGAAGAAGAAGUGGUCAGCAGAAAAAAGGGAGAUAAAGACAGAGAAAGAGAUGGAGAAGAGGACUGGUGGGACGUGGUGAUAAGGGAUGAAGAAAGAGAGAAAGAGGCUGUCAAUGGGAAAGAAAGUGAGGAGGAACAGUGGUCAAAGAAGAUAGUGUCAAGGGAGAAUUGUAAGGAGAGAGAGAAGAAAAGGACGGAGAGGCAGGAUAAGAGAGAGGAGAAAAGAAAGGAAAGCAGAGAGUUGGGGGAAAUCAGCAGUUCCGAAGGAGAGGAGCCGGCAGGUGAGGAGAGAGGAGAGAGAAGGAAGAGGGCCAAGGAGGAAGAGGUGCAAUCCGGCAGCAAGAAAGCAGAAAAGGUUAUAGUUAGAACGGGGAAAACAAAUAGAGAUCCAGGGAAGAAAACGAGGCAGACAAAGGGAGAGAUAAAGCAGACUAGCGAAGAGAGAAGGGAGGAAGGUGAUACAGACACCAGGACGGAAUUAGAGAAGAUAGAGAGGAGGGGCGAGGGAGAGACAAGAAGAGAAGAGGGCGGAGAGAUAAGAAAGGGAAGCAGUGUACGAAGAGAAGAAACAGACAGCGGAUGGAGAAGACAGGAACCGAAGAGAGCAAGAAAAGAAGAACAGACAGGAGGAAGGAAAAUAGGAGAAGAGGAAGCAGAGCGAGAAGACAGAACAAGUAGAUGGAUCAAGGAAAGAGAGGAGUACAGCAGGAAGAAGAGGGAGAGCAGAAUAGUUUGGAGAGGAGUGGAGGGGGAGAGUGGGGAAUUUAGAAGGGAUUGUUUAAGGGUGAUCAUAAAAUCGGAGUUAGGAAGGGAAGUUGAAAUAAGAGGGAUAGAAGAGAGGAAGGGGGAUAAGGGAGGAUGGGUAAUCAUAAUGGAAUUGGGAGAGGUAGAAGAUAGGGAGGAGAUAUUAGCAAGGAGAGGGGAAAUUUGGAACGUAGGAGUAGAUGAGGAUUUAUCGAUAGAAGAGAGAAAAAUGAGGUGGAGAAUCUUGGAAGCAGCAAGAAGGGAAAGGGCAAAAGGAAAAAGGGUAGGAUAUAGUAGUAGAGAGUUGUGGGUGGAAGAAAGGAAGUGGGAAUGGGACGAGACAGCACACGGAUAUCCAUACGACAUCCGUAAGACAUCCUUAACGGAUAUUGAGGAUAUCCACAGGACAUCCGUUUUACGUCCUUUGGACAUUUUAUGGACGUCCAUGGGAUAUUGGUUUAUGAAACUGGUGGACAUGCUAUAUCCGUAA